CAGAGCGCAAGACAACAUACUUGACAUGACAUCGGAUUAUCAAAAACGCUGAGUAUGGCACAAACCUGUGGUGAAGCUAACCAAAGUUGAAGACAAUCCUAGGAGCAACGUCAAGGCCGCUACGACCUAUGCGCGACCCCGGAACUGCAUCCGGGACGGAAAGAUGGUCGACUCUGCAUCUUCUGCUGAACCUUAUAUCGCAAUUAGUUACGUAUGGGACACCCGUCCUUCUUUCAAAGAAUGGGAAGGCAGGCGGGUCACAGAGCAAGCAUUACACAUCGCCGACCGAUUCUCGAAACACACCUCAUAUGCUCUGUGGAUCGAUGCAAUCUGCAUUGACCAGGACAACGAACCAGUAAAGAUGGUUGAGCUUGUGAAGAUGGCGGAUAUAUACCGCGGGGCCCCAGCGGUGUUAUUCCUUGUACCGGAGAUAGACCAAACGACAAGCAGAGUCGUAGAGCAUGGAACCGGAAUGAUAGAUUUAGAUGUGUUCCAUGCACUUGAACAUGCUGGAGACACGCACGGGAUUCGACGGGCAGUGACACCGAAGAAAGACAACUUGCUGGGGCAAUUAUCCAGUUUUCGGGACUCGGUUCAUUCCAUGUCGAACGCAAUGAAGGUAUCCAUGCCGCUCGGGACAGCUGUAUCGAGCGCGUGGAGGCGCCAAUCUGCCGUCAUUCAUGACAUGGCGUACUCUCUGCUUGUGGAGAAAGUGUUCGCUGACCUUGUGGACAAAGCCAGCUUGAAGGGGGACUUUUCCUGGCUGAGAUGGAGCCACUUAGUCGACAGAGACGGCACAUGUGAAGGAAUGUCCAUGGUGCCCGUACCUGCAACUGUGUUAGCAACCCCUGCCAGUGCUAUCACGGAGUGGCGUUUUGUAGAAGUUCCUGAGAUAUGGCAAUCACAACCGGAAGACAUCAAGGGAAUUAUCAAAAUGCUCCAAAAGCUGUCAUACGGCUCCGAAAACAUAUGGAACUUGUUAUUUGGCCUGCACGUCGGAUUAGCGUGCGAUGUCGAUAGAGCCGUGGGAGGAUCUGGGCUGCAGAAUGUCAGGGAUUUGGCCAGUCUGGGAGAAAGUGCCGAUGUUAGAACUUACAAUGAGCUCACUGUGUUGCUGUAUGGCAGCAAAAAGACUCGCAACGUUCAUGGAAGUGCCGAUGGGCUUGCCGAUGUCCCAGACCGGCCAUUUCAGAGACGCCCUCCUGGGCUGGCUCAGGCAUUGCUCAACCUGACGACUGGAUACAUCGACGGCACAUUCAAAUUGGAGGACUCGGAGGAUGAUUUGUAUCAAUCCACCAUGCAGCAAAGACCAACAUCAGGGAAUCGGCGAGAACUAGGUUUUUGUAGCUAUAAAUGUGUUGACUUUGUUAUGGCCGUUUGCAAUUUCAACGACAUGGCAAUCAUGAAUUACAAGACCAGUGUAACCCUGAUGAACUAA
This is a messenger RNA of Suillus plorans, 1438 nucleotides long. RefSeq lists its product as uncharacterized. NCBI's taxonomy places the organism in Eukaryota, Fungi, Basidiomycota, Agaricomycetes, Boletales, Suillaceae. The transcript is spliced from 9 exons. Bases 164 to 1438 code for a protein of 424 amino acids. The record is from RefSeq and is a predicted model, not a curated record.